Messenger RNA from Colletotrichum karsti, 204 nucleotides. RefSeq lists its product as uncharacterized. The coding region runs from base 1 to 204 and encodes 67 amino acids. The transcript has a single exon. The record is from RefSeq and is a predicted model, not a curated record. NCBI's taxonomy places the organism in Eukaryota, Fungi, Ascomycota, Sordariomycetes, Glomerellales, Glomerellaceae.
AUGUUGACGUCCCAGGAUGUUAGCCCGCCUCAGCUGCCCUCGUACGAGACUCUUCAAGCCGCCCAACAGUGGGUGAGACUCACCCCCGAGGCCGGCCGCCUCUUCUGGACGCUCGAAGCCCCCCUGACCGAAGCCGUCUCGGCGAUGAGGAGCGAAUACAACCCCCGAUCCGGCAUCCUUCGAACCCGCCGCCGAACCCGCUGA